This is a messenger RNA of Brenthis ino (lesser marbled fritillary), 906 nucleotides long. The record is from the annotation of a GenBank genome assembly. Lineage: Eukaryota; Metazoa; Arthropoda; Insecta; Lepidoptera; Nymphalidae.
AUGAGGCAAGGAGCAAGCGGGGCAAAAUCCGCGCUGUGGAUAUCUCUUCUGCAUGGAUGCCUUUUUUUCAUCGCUGGAUCUGGAACAGAUGCACCUGUAGAUAAUACAACAAUGGACAUAUCCUCUCAAAGAUUCCGAGCAGAGUUCCUCCAAGAAUGGCACGGCUCACCAGAUGCACCGUACUUUGAUCCUAGCACGCCAAGAAAUAUCACUGGGCUUGUUGGACAUCCAGUAAGACUUCUAUGUAGAGUAAAAAAUCUUCAAAACAGAACUGUCUCAUGGGUGCGGCACCGUGAUAUCCACCUCCUCACUGUUGGGCGGUACACCUACACUUCAGAUCAGCGUUUUGAAGCUCAACACAAACCAAGGUCUGAAGAAUGGGCUUUGAGGAUACGCAGCCCUCAAAAACGAGAUUCGGGACAAUAUGAAUGUCAAAUAUCCACUACUCCGCCUAUUGGUCAUGCUGUAUUCCUUAAUAUUGUUGAACCAGAAACAACGAUAUCGAGUGGCGCAGAAUUAUUCAUACAGGCGGGAUCUACAAUCAAUCUCACUUGUACAGUACGACACACCCCAGAGCCCCCUACUUCCAUUACGUGGACUCAUGGAGAACAGACAAUAAACUUCGAUUCAGCAAGAGGAGGUAUUUCAUUGGUGACAGAAAAAGGUCUUAAGAGUACCAGCCGUCUUUUGGUUCAACGAGCUCGAGGAUCUGAUGCUGGGGUCUACACCUGUGCACCAAACAAUGCUCCACCAACUUCAAUACGAGUUCAUGUAUUAUCUGGUGAAUAUCCGGCGGCAAUGCAACAGGGCAGUGCGAAGUCGUGCUUAGAUUUUUCUGUGACGAUAUACUUUUCAAUAUUAAUUUUAUACACAAUAUUCUUCUCAGAUCAUUUACAAUUUGGAACU